Oppia nitens is the source of this 2963-nucleotide messenger RNA. RefSeq names its product formin-2-like. NCBI's taxonomy places the organism in Eukaryota, Metazoa, Arthropoda, Arachnida, Sarcoptiformes, Oppiidae. Gene Ontology annotation, biological process: actin filament network formation; cortical actin cytoskeleton organization. The transcript has 4 exons. The record is from RefSeq and is a predicted model, not a curated record. The coding region runs from base 363 to 2600 and encodes 745 amino acids. Gene Ontology annotation, cellular component: cytoplasm; cytoskeleton. Gene Ontology annotation, molecular function: actin filament binding.
UUAAAUUUUUAUUGAAGACACCCAUAAAACUAAACUAAGUUAUCAAAAUUUUUUUGUUAUCAAAAAAUAAAAAUCCAUUGAAUGAAUGCAUGUAUUAUCCGAUUCAAUCAAUAGUGUAAAAGUGUCGGUCAAUCACUACCUCCCCUACCUAUCAGUUACCCGAUUCUGUGACCUCCGAUACCCGAUACCAUACCCGAUACCCAUACCAUACCUUUCCACACACUUAUGAAUGGGUUUACUGAUGAUAAUCACCAACUGUUUGUUGUUGUCAUCCAUCACCAGUUGGUCUAAUACUCGACAAACUAUUUACUUAUAUAUCGGUACCGAUUGUCGUCUACGCUGUCCUUCGUAUCUACCAAUCGAUGACACCGACGACGACGUCCACCAAUACUACCGACGGAGGACAAGAACAACAAAAACUAAUGGCAGCUCCCGAUAAACUUGACGACACGGGCGACGGCGGUGGUGGUUGUGAUGGCGGUUCACUUACAGAAGCGACGGCACAGUUAGAACAGUCAGAUGCUAAAGAUUGUUCUUCUUCGGUCACAUUACAGUCACCUCCUCGACCACCACCGCCGCCACCCUUACCAGGGAUGACAGUUGCACCGCAUCCUACAUCGCUAAGUCAAACAUCAAUACCUCCACCACCACCACUUCCAGGCGCUGGUAAUAUUCCUCCGCCGCCACCGCUUCCCGGAGCGGGAAUACCGCCUCCACCGCCACUUCCUGGUCAAGCAGCAGGCAUUCCGCCACCACCUCCAAUGCCAGGUAUGAUGUCUGGUAUUCCGCCGCCGCCACCACUUCCCGGAUCGGGUAUACCGCCUCCACCACCACUUCCCGGAGCGGGAAUACCGCCUCCACCACCACUUCCCGGUCUGAUGUCGGGACCGCCACCUCCUCCACCAUUACCAGGUAGCGGACCACCACCGCCGCCACCAUUGCCCGGUGCUAAAGGUUUUGGUCCACCGCCACCGCCUCCACCAUUCGGUGGUCCACUACCGCCGCCACCUUUUCCUUCGUCACACUCAUCUGGUCCGAUGGCAAUGCCGGCGCCGCCUGUUGGCGGCUGGAGUCAAAUCUACUCACAGGCUCGCAAAGAUCCGGUAAACCCGGCGGCACCGAUGCGACCGCUAUUCUGGAGUCGCAUACAAAUUCCGGUCACAAAUCCAGUCACUACUACUACUACUACUAUCGUAACUCCAGUCAACAACAAUACACCAAUUGCUUCGCCGAUUACCAGUCCCGAUGAUUCAGCCGACAGUAAUGUCGAUUCGGAUGAUUCGCAAAGUCAUAGUCGGCCGCCGAAACCGAAAUACUUGUGGGACAACAUCGACGAAUCCAAGCAUUUCAUUGACGACGAAUUUGUCGACCUAUUCUCCCGUCAAGUAAUCGAAAAGAAGUCAAAAUCAAAGGACGGAUCGGCUAAAGAAGGCGAUUCGGCGGCAAAAAAACCGAAAGCCAAAGUUGCCGCCAAUAUUAUCGACUCGAAACGGGCCCACAAUGUCGGCAUUCUGGUCCGAUCGUUGCACUUGAAUAUCGAAGACAUCGAAAAUUCGGUCUACAAUUUCGACAAUUCGGUAAUCGAUUCGGAAACGUUGGAACAGAUUUUCGAAGUUAUGGCCACCAAAGAGGAACUGGAAUUGAUUGACAAACAUUUGAAAACAAAACCCGACAUUCAGUUGGCCAAAGCCGAAGAAUUUCUCUAUAGUUUGUCACAAAUACACGCUUUUGCCGACAGAGUCCAGGCUAUUGUCUACGAGAUUAAGUUCGCCGAUCAUUUGUCGACCAUCGAGAGCCGUUUGAACACAUUUAAGAUACUCUGCGAAUCGUUGACUACGAUGGCGUCCAUCAAAGAGAUUUUCGCUAUAAUACUGACUUUAGGCAACUAUAUGAACGGCGGUAACCGUGAUCGGGGACAAGCGGACGGGUUCGGGCUGGAAAUAUUGCCCAAAUUACGGGACGUUAAGGGCAAAAACAAUGCCGUCAGUCUAUUGGAGUUUGUUGUACGCAAAUAUAUUGGCCAAACCUAUCCGGACAUACUGUCCAUCGACGAGAUCCGAUUUCCGUUACCCGAACCAUCCGAUCUGGAACGAGCUUCGCUGAUUGUCUUCGAAGAUAUCGCUGCCGACAUCAAGUCGCUGGAGUCGGAGAUGAUUGGCUGCGAACGACGAGUGGAUAAAGUAUUGAAAUCGUCGGCCGAUAGUCAACACUUGGAACCGUUUCAGUCGCGUAUGCGAUCGUUCCUCGAGUCGGCCAACAGUCAUAUCAAAGAGCUUCGCGACAAUUGCGACGAAUGCAACAAAAUUUUCCCGGACACUAUGGACUUCUUCCUAUACAAACCAAAGAGUAAAUCACAGAACGAGUGGCCGAAAGAGUUUUUCGCCCAUUGGAUGCCAUUUUGUCGCGAUUUUAAGGAUAUAUUCAAACGUGAGAUUCAGCGAACAAUUAAACAAAACAUUGAAAAGUCAAAGCAAAAGAUCAAAGAGAUUACUGAAAACAAACGACUGGAACAACAGAAGACUAAGAGAAGGAUAACUACCGGUGGACUCAAAGAGAGAUUAUUGAAGAAAAACGAGACAACGUCUACAACAAAGACAUGAGUUUUUUUUAAAAUUUUUAAAACAAAAAAUAGUGAUUAAAUUAAAACAAAACAAAACAUAAAGUCAUUAGAAAUUGUUAUUAAUUAUUAUAAUUAAUACCAAAAAAAAUCAAUUAGUUUUUUUUGAGUCCCCUCUCACACACACUCAUACAUAAACUAAUCAUUUUUUGUACAGUAACUAAUAAUAAUAGGGUGGGGGCACCCCAUCCCCCUUACUGCUUAAUGGGGCACAGCUAAUGAUUGGGUGGAGGGGGGUAUGAGUGGUUAACCAAGUUUACACUAAUCAACUAUUUUGUUUGUUUUGUAUAAAUUAACACUUUAUUUAAUUUUUUAUUAAUUUAAUUAAUUACCUAAUUAAUAAUCA